GCUGUACGUUUACACGCAUUUAUUAUUUGGGCGGAGCUGUUGUUAAUAUAUAAAUUUUAUUCGUUAUAUCGUAAACAUCUGGGCCAAGAGUUUUCCUAUAGGUCCUAAAAGUUGUUUCCCUAGAGAUGUCUUCUGCAGUGGCCAUGGAGGCCACCCGGAGGCGCCAGAGGCUCAGCUCUAACGGGGGGGCGUCUGAGACCACGGAGGAACCUGCAGGGCAGUGGGGAAGAGCAUGGGAGGUGGACUGGUUCUCUCUGAGCGCUGUGAUCCUGCUGCUGUGCACAGCUCCCUUCCUGGUAUUCUUCUUCGUCAUGGUGUGUGACCAGUACCAGUGCUCAGUCAGCCAGCCCCUGGUGGAGCUCUACAGCGGAGAGGCCACCCUUCGCUCCAUCUGGGACAAGGCCCCCUCCUUCACCUGGACCGCUGCUCAGAUCUACACCGUCUGGGUCUCCUUCCAGGUGGUGCUCUACAUGUGUGUUCCUGAUGUGACUCAUAAGUUCCUGCCUGGCUACGCAGGUGGGGUUCAGGAUGGAGCUCGCACCCCAGCAGGCCUCAUAAACAAGUAUGAGAUCAACGGUUUACAGUCGUGGCUGAUCACCCAUGCCCUGUGGUAUGCCAACGCGCAAUACUUCCACUGGUUUUCCCCCACCAUAAUCUUCGACAACUGGAUCCCACUGCUGUGGUGCACCAACAUACUGGGCUAUGCUGUGUCCACCUUUGCCUUUGUCAAGGCCUACCUCUUCCCCACCAAUGCAGAGGACUGCAAAUUCACAGGCAACGUCUUCUAUAACUACAUGAUGGGCAUUGAGUUCAAUCCCCGCAUCGGCAAAUGGUUCGACUUCAAGCUCUUCUUCAAUGGGAGACCUGGUAUUGUUGCCUGGACUCUAAUCAACCUCUCCUAUGCAGCCAAACAGCAGGAGCUCUAUGGCUAUGUGACCAACUCUAUGAUCCUGGUUAAUGUGCUGCAGGCAAUCUAUGUUCUCGACUUCUUCUGGAAUGAGGCAUGGUACCUGAAGACGAUUGACAUCUGCCAUGACCACUUUGGCUGGUACCUGGGCUGGGGAGACUGUGUGUGGCUGCCCUUCCUCUACACGCUGCAGGGCCUGUACCUGGUGUAUAACCCAGUCGAGCUCUCCACAGCCCAUGCUGCUGCUGUCCUCCUCUUGGGGCUGGUGGGUUACUACGUCUUCCGCUCCACCAACCACCAGAAGGACCUGUUCCGCCGCACCGAGGGGAAGUGCUCCGUCUGGGGCAAGAAGCCCACCUUCAUUGAGUGUGCCUACCGCUCGGGUGACGGCGGCCUGCACCACAGCAAGCUCAUGACCUCCGGCUUCUGGGGCGUGGCACGCCACCUCAACUACACGGGCGACCUGAUGGGCUCGCUGGCCUACUGUGCAGCCUGCGGCUUCGGCCACAUUCACCCCUACUUCUACAUCGUCUACAUGACCAUCCUGCUGGUGCACCGCUGUGUGAGAGACGAGCAUCGCUGCAGCAGCAAGUACGGCAAAGACUGGAAGCGCUACACGGAUGCAGUUCCCUAUCGCCUGCUGCCUGGGAUCUUCUAGAGUCGAGUCAGAGGUUGAAAGAAUCCCUGCAUCCUGAAAUAAGUUUACCAGAAGAAAGAGAUGUGUGUUAAAUGGACUGUUCACAUUCCAUGGGAAAGACGUUGAUGACAUUGUGUGUGUGUGUGUGUGUGUGUGUGUGUGUGUGUGUGUGUGUGUGUGUGUGUGUGUGUGUGUGUGUGUGUGUGUGUGUGUGUGUGUGUGUGUGUGUGUGUGUGUGUGUGUGUGUGUGUGUGUGUGUGUGUGUGUGUGUGUGUGUGUGUGUGUGUGUGUGUGUGCACCGUGGUGUCUUUGGAUGUCAAUGUGGGUUUCCAUGUUUCUCUGUCUGAAAAUACAUAGUACUCAGAGUGAGAUCUUCACUUGUAGUCAGGAGACUGCCAGCAUUGUGCUCUAAGAAGCGAUCCUCAGCUACUCUCAGAACUGCUCUCACCGGUGCCUAGGAGCAUUUCUCCGUAAAUGUUGAUACUAUGGUACAUAUAUCUAUGUUCUAUGGUACAUAGAUAUUAUGAGAAACUGCAAAAUGGAUUUCUAAUUCAAAUCUGUAUUUAAGUGUACUGUAGUCUAGCAACGUGAACAUCACAUAACCAUACAGUAGCACUUAGUUGGCGUUGGUCAGGUAACUACAGCUACAAGUGAGCAAUAAUCUAGAUGUCUUUUGGCAAUGCACUGUCGAUGGAAAAUGUCUCUUCUACUUAAGGGUCAGCCCAGCGUUACAUGAAAUGCUAGCAGCAGACUGGUACAUUAUGUUCAAGAAGCAGCUACAACUAUACAAUGAUUGUUCCUGCUAAAAUACAUUUUUCUUUAUUUCUGUCAAUAUAUUUGAGGUACCUGUUAUUUGAAAGUUUUUGUGCUAAUAGUGCUUUUACUUUAUCCAACAGUCUUUUUGACAUUUGAUUUCAGUUUGAAUUUGAUUUCAGUUUUCCUCAUCUGCCUUUCCUCAAGUAAUAACUUAGAAAAGUAAAUAAACCUAACAUGGUGAAUACA
Messenger RNA from Oncorhynchus gorbuscha (pink salmon), 2546 nucleotides. Its product is annotated as 7-dehydrocholesterol reductase-like. The transcript has 8 exons. Gene Ontology annotation, biological process: brassinosteroid biosynthetic process; cholesterol biosynthetic process. Lineage: Eukaryota; Metazoa; Chordata; Actinopteri; Salmoniformes; Salmonidae. Gene Ontology annotation, cellular component: endoplasmic reticulum membrane. The record is from RefSeq and is a predicted model, not a curated record. Gene Ontology annotation, molecular function: 7-dehydrocholesterol reductase activity. The coding region runs from base 126 to 1565 and encodes 479 amino acids.